CGCGCAAGACUGAACAUACGUUCACGAAAUGAAAAGAUGAGAUUCUAUAUCGUGUCUGAAGUUUAUUUUUGAAGAAUUUAUUUAUCACUAAGGGUCGUUUCAACAGUGACGUGUAAUAUUCAGGUUGAACCAUAUGGGAAUUAAAUUAACUAGGAAACAGGCCGAGGGUCUUCUCCCUGCAAUUGUCGCUGCUGUAUGCACAAAUUUCUUGAUCACAGUAGUCUGUGGCUGUUCGUAUCGAUGGAUCUUCAUGGCAUGACGGCACAGUGUAAAAACUUGACAAGACUUUUAAAUAGGUUACUCGACUUAAGAAAACUCGUGCACAUGAGAAGGGCAAAUAUGUAUAACGCUGCGUAUAAAAACAAUUCCCUUCGAAGGAGCAAGACACUAACUGCAGAAAACCAGUUUGAAAGACUGGCAGAAUCAGCAACACCUUUAUAUAGACAUCCUUAUGAGGUUCAGUUGGAGCUUUUUUCAGAUCAAGCACCAAAUCAUGGAAAAAGCACUCCGAAAAGUGGCGAACAUUGUCCAUUCCAAAAGGAAGUACUGUUCAGAAAAAAUUGAGAAGAUAAUCAGAGACAGUGAUGGUCUUAUUUGCCCUUUUCUAGGAAUCAAACCAGCACCACAGACAACAAACUACAGAAAUAAGUUACAGCUGCUCAUUUAUCAAGGCGUUGAUGGUGAACACCUGACAAUAGGGCUAAUUGUUGGCAGAGGAGAAAAUAGAGUGUGUGUGCCGACGGAUCACUUGAAGAACAUCAAAUCUCAGCAUACAAAAAUUAUUCAGUCCACAAGAGAUUUUCUGCAAUCCCCACUAUCAAGAUGUCAUGGUAGCUGGAAGGGUGUACUUAUCAGAUCCAACUGUUGGGAUCAAGCUAUGUUGGUGGUGCAAGUAGGAAGUAAAGGCCUGACAGAGGAAGUCCUGGAAAAAGUGAAGUGUGGCUUAAUGAGUUACUACACCCCUGAUUUCACUGCAGACCUGGGCAUUACAUCCAUGUAUCUGCAAGUUACAUCAGAAAACAUGGGUAUUUGCAAAUCCCAGCAUCAUCUCCAGGGUGACAUGCAUAUUUACGAGCAGCUGUUGGGCCACAAGUUUCGCAUCUCACCAAAUGCCUUUUUCCAACAAAACACACCUGCAGCAGAAGUGAUGUAUUCGCUAGUGCACCAGAUUGUGGCUUCACGCCAAAGCAAGAUGUUGAUAGAUGUUGGAUGUGGUGUGGGUACCAUUGGAAUCUUGAUGUCAGACGUGGUGGACAAUAUUCUGGGCAUUGACAUGGUUGACAGUGCUAUUGCUGAUGCCAUAUUUAACGCAGAUCUUAAUGAUGUAAAGAAUGCCAGCUAUGUUGUGGGUACAGCAAGAGCAGUCAGCAAGUCAUUAUUGGUUAAAGACGGUGUUGUUCAUGAUGAUACAGUAGCAGUGGUCAAUCCCUGUCGUAAUGGGCUCAAUAAGAAAGCUAUUAUGCGACUUCGGGGAUGUGAUGCCAUCAGACAGCUUAUUUACAUCUCUUGCAAGCCACAUGGGAAUGCACUUGUCAACUUUGUGGAUCUAAUUGCACCACAAAGUGAAGAAUUACCUGGAAUACCGUUCACACCAGUGAAAGCUGUGGCAGUAGACAUGUUCCCUCAGACUGUGCAUUCCGAGUUGAUUAUAACUUUUGAAAGAUAAAUGCUGACUCAAUAAAGAUAGAUCUAAAGUGUG
Pomacea canaliculata is the source of this 1699-nucleotide messenger RNA. RefSeq names its product tRNA (uracil(54)-C(5))-methyltransferase homolog-B-like. The record is from RefSeq and is a predicted model, not a curated record. Gene Ontology annotation, molecular function: RNA methyltransferase activity. Gene Ontology annotation, biological process: RNA processing. The transcript is spliced from 13 exons. Lineage: Eukaryota; Metazoa; Mollusca; Gastropoda; Architaenioglossa; Ampullariidae. Bases 452 to 1666 code for a protein of 404 amino acids.